ACUCCCACGGUAAUCAAUAUGGCGCCUCUGGUGUCUUUUGGCCUUAAAUUUUUAUGAAAUGUUUUAACUUAUAAUCGUCUUUGCCAAAGCGUUGUCUUUGAUCAAGAAUAGACGAGAAACUAAAAUGUAAUCGUUUCUAUUAUUUGAAAAGCUAAGUGAGACAUGAAUGACAGGAAAAGGGGGAAAAGAAGACACGAGAAUGAUUCGAGUACCUCAAGUUCUGAUGACGAAGAGUUGCGAAAAACUGCAAGAAAAACUUCAGAAUCACAGCAAGUUGCGAAAGAGAGAAAAAAGAAAUCGCGACAUGAAAAACGGACUAGGAGAGAGAGUAGUUCAACAAGUGACAGUGGCGACGAGCGCUCUCAUAGCAGUGAUCACGCAGGGAAGAAAAAGAAAAGAAAAACUACGCGUGAAAAAGACAAGGCGAGGAGAAAAAAAGAAAAACGAAAGAGGAAACGUGAAAAGGAGAAAAAGAGUAAACGAAGCAGGGCGAGACAAGAUGAAAAGGCUGCUGUCAGGAGCACUGAGAAAGAUAUUGCCGUAAACAUUGAUCCAACACAAGCAGUAGAAAUAUCACAAAAGCCAGUUUCAGCCGACUCUGGAUCUGCAACAGUCACAAAAAAGAGAUCCAUGGUUCCCAUGACAAAGGAGGAGUAUGAAAAACAGCAAGCCCAGGUUAGGAGGGUGUAUGACCCAGACACGGGUAGACACAGGCUUGUCAAAGGGACUGGUGAGAUCUUAGAAGAAAUUGUGAGCAAAGACAGACAUAAAGCAAUCAACAAGACUGCUACUCAAGGUGAUGGAGCAUUUUUCCAAGCUAGUCUUGGUCUUAAGGAUAAAUAGAACUUGGAGGAUCUAUGUGCAGCAACAUAAAAGAAUGGACAGAAUGUAAAAAUUGUAUUCUCAUAUACUGAAUGUCAUUAUUUUGCCACAUAAGAAUGCAAGAAUGGAUAAAGACUAUAACAUCUCCCCUUACAGAUUUAACUGAUAAGAAGAAAUAAGGCAUACAUGUAUGUUUAGUUCAUCACACAGCACUUAUUAUUUUCUGUUUGUGGAAAACUAUGAGUGAUAUGUGUCGUGUGACAAGACUAGCUGCAAGUUAAUAUUUUAAAGUCUGACAUUUUGCAGAGGAGGAGCCUGGGGAUCUUGUUCAGACAAUGUAUACACUUAAGUGUGUUUGAAAACAGAAAACAGAUUUCAAAUUUACACUCGUCCAUGGUAUGAACAUCUUAUUGGAUAUACAUUCAGUGCAAGAAGGCCCUGCAUUGCACAGGAGUCUGAUUGUGACAACCCAAGCUAGUGCUUGUAACUCAGUUAGUGACUGUAAAAUAAUGAAAUGUACCUAUUGAAAUAAUCACUCAUUAUAUUAUUACCAAGACUACUUUUUCCCUGAUCAUUAUUAAUACAAAUAAACUGAUUUCAUAUUUACAGCUCUACAUCACCUUGUACUUCCAAAAUAGUGAUGAAAAACCAAACACAAGGCAACAAAGCCAGACUGCAUAAUAUUUCAUGCAGGUUAAGAGUGAUUAGUACAUUGACAUUACUUUGUUUAUAUUGACAAGCAUCUUUGCAUUACUCUGUAUACUUGUCUUGUGCAAUUUUAAUAAACUUCUUUAAUCUAA
Messenger RNA from Orbicella faveolata, 1622 nucleotides. RefSeq lists its product as uncharacterized. Lineage: Eukaryota; Metazoa; Cnidaria; Anthozoa; Scleractinia; Merulinidae. The record is from RefSeq and is a predicted model, not a curated record.